UGGUCUCCGCCUCCAAACGCUGAAAUUUCAGCGAUCGCACCUUGCCAACGGUAACAGUCGCGCGCCAAAGCUCUUUCAGAGCGCAAGUGAGCUUCCUGAAAUUUCCUGAAAGCGUCUUUGCGGACUUCGGUGCUAGCUUCGGACUGAAAGCGGUUGAGAUCUUCGCAGCGACUAUGAUAUGGUCGCUGUGUUAGAUCUUCUCCGGUGGAAUUUAUCGCCUAUGGAAGAACCGGACUCCUGGAACUCCUCCUACGUCAACGUCAAGGACAAUGCGAGCAUGUGGGGCGAUCGCUAUUUCUUCACUUAUUUUACUCAGCUUAAUGGUCGUGAUGAUAAGUCUCUAUCUCUGGAGCUGGCCCUACUCCUCUCGCUAUUCGUCAUAGGAAUCGUCGGGAACGCUUCCGUGCUGGCCAGCAUUUUCAGAUUUAAGGACUUGAGGUCGGUUACGAACUACUUCGUCGGAAAUCUUUCCACUGCUGAUUUAGUCCUGAUAUGUUCGAGUCCUGUCGUUGCGUAUGCAAGGACCACUGCGUCGUGGGUACUGGGCGACAUCGCCUGCAAACUCGUACCGUAUACCCAGUUUGUCUCUGCGGUCGUCCUCCUCUGGACCGUCACCUUCAUCGCCAUCGACCGGUACAAGUGCAUCGUGGUGCCCCCGUAUCGUUCCACCAUCACCGUGCGUCGCACCGUCCAAAUCUGUCUAGUUUUAUGGCUGAUAAGUUCCGUCCUCUUCAUUCCUAUCUUGUUAUGGUUCCAAACCAUCAGUAUAGACUCCUCUACAAAAAUAUGUACUUUAAUCUUUCCAAAAACCUCAGUCAUUCCUCUCUCCACAUUCUACGUCAUGCCGAUAGUAAUAGUCGCAUGCGUUCUGCCGAUUUUGACCCAACUGGUGCUAUACCAGAGGAUAUUCAAUAAGAUGAUAUCCACCCGAGGAACGUGGGCCUCUUCUUGCGUCAUGGUCAGUUCCGUAGAGCCUAGAGGUGUCAACGGCAAUAAGAACCGUCAAGGACGGCGCCAGUCGGAGCUGAGCAUCUCCGACAUAUUCGUACCAUGGACUCGAAGACUUUCUGUGACCACAUCUAACGGUUCUAACGGUAGGCAAGGAUCCCUCUCCCAACAAGAGGAAGUGAGAGUCAACAGACACAUCAAAGUCAUUAGAGUGCUCUUCUUGAACGUUAUCUUCGUGAUAGUCAUGUGGACCCCCAUCAUCAUCGUUUUGGUGUUGUUGUACAUAGACGGUACUAGACCAAAUGAAGACACGAAUUUCUUCAUGCGAUCAUAUCACUUGAUGGGUGCGUUGAUCAUCGCAUACUUCAACACGAUAAUCAAUCCCAUCAUCUACGGGAUACUAUCGGACAACUUCAGAGCGCACAUGUUCUUCUGGAAGAGGAGCUCGCAAGACGCCAGUGCACCAUCUACUAGCCGGAAUAACACCAUGAGAAACCGCGCCCAGAAUUUCGAAACUAGCGAAACCUAAAACGCAUUGUAGUGGAUUUUCUGUUUGGUGUACCCUACGUAUGGAAAACCCUUCAAUGUCACCCGAAAGUAUAAAAGGCUGUGAGAUGGUUUUGGCUGUGUGUAGGCAUAGGGAAUUAAGAUAUUGUAGGUGAGACGUGUGAAGACUAGGUUACGAAAGUCAUAAAAAUUAUUGACAGGAGUUAUCCCUAUGUUCAGUGUUGUUCGUUUAAGAAUAUAUGUGAACGAAGUGUAACAAAAGUGUGGAACGAAGUCAAGCGAGGGUUCCACGUUAUUGCUACACUGUCUACGAUGUAUACAAAUGUAAUUUUGUUAAAGUUGCAUGUUGUGUUAAAGAUUCUUCUCAAAGACUGAGUUUUUUAUUAUUGUAUGUUUAUAUUACAUUCUAUUCGUUUUGAAAGUUCUCACUUCCUUUUUUGACUGGAAAGUCGGUACUUUUUCUUUACGUUUAAAAUUGUCGUAAGAGCAAGUGAGAAUUUUUAAAACGAACCCUGUGUAUAGAAUUUUCUAGGAAUUUCUAUUAAGUAUAUCAAAACUGCAUAAAUCUCAAUGUAUUUAUUUUUCUAUGGUGUCGCAA
Messenger RNA from Zophobas morio, 2053 nucleotides. RefSeq names its product neuropeptide Y receptor type 2-like. Gene Ontology annotation, cellular component: plasma membrane. NCBI's taxonomy places the organism in Eukaryota, Metazoa, Arthropoda, Insecta, Coleoptera, Tenebrionidae. The record is from RefSeq and is a predicted model, not a curated record. The transcript is spliced from 5 exons. The coding region runs from base 179 to 1477 and encodes 432 amino acids. Gene Ontology annotation, molecular function: neuropeptide Y receptor activity. Gene Ontology annotation, biological process: G protein-coupled receptor signaling pathway.